Messenger RNA from Filobasidium floriforme, 3925 nucleotides. Its product is annotated as trafficking protein particle complex subunit 10. Gene Ontology annotation, biological process: early endosome to Golgi transport; intra-Golgi vesicle-mediated transport. Gene Ontology annotation, cellular component: TRAPPII protein complex. Bases 155 to 3751 code for a protein of 1198 amino acids. The transcript is spliced from 16 exons. The record is from RefSeq and is a predicted model, not a curated record. Lineage: Eukaryota; Fungi; Basidiomycota; Tremellomycetes; Filobasidiales; Filobasidiaceae.
AGCAUAUAGCAGCCAUACAUUCUGCUGUACGAAUGUCGGACUGAAUAGCGUUAAACAUUCGAGGUGAAUUGAUUUUCAAUCUAGGCAGACUUCAAUGCCGAUCAAGUGAUACCUCAUACCGGACGAAACACCCUCUUCCGCAACGACCGCCAAGAUGUCCGACGAUCACCCCAUCAACGUGACCUACACCUCGACCCCGACAACUCUCCGACAUCUUCCUUACAUCUUGUCCUCUCUCAAUUCUCAAUUGCCGCUGAGAAAUUUCCAUUGGAAGUCCGCGACCAAGCCAUCGGUCAGGACCGUACAAGAAUGCGAUGUCAAGCUGCACAAGCUGGUCGAUGUUCAGACGAGACAACAGGAAUCGAAGUUACCCAAAGAUAUAGAAGCAGGGAGCUUGGUGGAUGGUAGUCUGGUACACAUGUGUUUUGUGGAAUGCGAGGACAAUGAAGCCUACAAGUCGUCCGUCCGGCCAUACAUCACAUCGUGGAUAACAUCUCUACCACCGGCCCACCAAUCUCACGCUCAGAACCUCAUCGUUCUCGUCAACAAUGCGACGUCAGGGGCUAAUGCGCAGGCUUCUGAUACGGGCAAAGGAGCUGGAAGCAUGUUCACGAACCUCCGUUCGGCGGCUACAGGUAGCACCGCUGCUAGUAUCCUCUCGAAGCUCAAGUCGGACUUCGGUAUCACCACGGCAACGAACGAGAAAGCAAAUCUCUCCUCGACCAAUUUAGCUGGAACUUUGACCGCACCUGUGACUCGGGUCAUCUCCCUACCGCUGCCAGCUCAAGCUCCUGUCACACAAAAGGCAUCGGUAGCGGACCCUACAUUGUUCCUGGACCUCACGCAGGCGCUGAAAGAAUCCAUCAUCGGCGCCUUGGACGAUAUCGUUAGAGAACGCGAAGACGCCGUCAGGAAGGGGGAAGCGUCUAUGCGGAUUCCUGGGGGUAGCGGUGGAUGGAACUGGAACAAAUUCUUUGCAUGCAAAGAGUCGUUGGCGUUGACAUACGAACGGAUGAGCCUUUUCGAGGACGCCCUUUUGACGUAUGACGAAUUGGAAGCUUCUAUGGCGCAAGUGGCUAGAGAUACCUCGGUCUUCGUGGGUCGGACGGGCACGGAAAGGAUUGCGACGGACACUGCGCCGCUGUUCCCGCCCGCAAACUCUGCGAGAAAUCGCUCCCAAUCUCCGUCAUCAACGUAUACGAUAUACGAGUACCACGUGUAUCUGUUCCGCCGGCAGGUCGAGAUCCUCCUCAACAGCUAUGAAAUGGGAGUGACUACGCUGGGUGGGAAAGCAAAUCCCGUCCAGAUUGUCGAGAGAGGGAUGAGGUGGAUUUUGAACAUGGGCCGGUGGCUCAGGGAGAACUCGGCUUCCAACAUGACCGACACAAUUGAGGCGUUCCUCUACGACUCGGUCUUGGAGGUCGACGCGGUAUGUCGAACGAUGGAGGCCCGUAGCUAUAACGCGGCUUCUGUCGCAAAAGACGGAUCGGAGACCGAGAGAAGGGUCUUCCUCGCGGCUAGGGGCGAACUUCUUAAGAUAGCAAUACUACAGAUGGACAGAAUAGGCCUCAAGAACGGGAUUUUCCCCCACGCAUACCCUUUCUUGCAGUCGUCUCAGCUAUUACCACAAAAGGAUUCGAUCCUGUUCGACGUCCCGGCAUCCCCGAUCAUAGCAGAGACGGCGAAAGCUGAAGAAUCAGCCUCAGGGUCGACAAGACAGUUACUUGAAGCAAUCAACGACAGGGAAAGAUUCUAUUCAUCGUAUCUUGCACAUGUAGAUGACGCAAAGUCUGUUGAGCUCGGGAGCGGGAGGGUCCGAGUCAGAUUUAGUCUCGACGAGCGGAUUGCAGAAAUCGCGUAUCAUCGAGGCGAGCUCGACGCUGCCAGGCUCAUCUACAUCGGUCUUUGUCGAGACUAUCUUUCGGACGAGGCUCGGCAAGCUGGUAUGGCUGGAUCUACUUGGUACCCCGUCCGUAUGCGAGCUUUGGCACGUACUGUCGAGUGUCACGAUCGUCUAGGCACGCCCGUCGACAAGACAUUCGUAAUGCUUGGUCUGGAAUAUCUAAGCCUGGUUCCGACGUCGAGCAGUACAUGGUCUCAAGAUGAUGGAAAGACAUUAUGCCAGGAAACGACUCGGCGGAUUUCCGAAGCGGUCGAUCGGUUUAACCAAGUCGAAUUCGAGCAAGACAUUGACGUGUAUGAUCAUCCGAUCUUUGAGCUCGAGUUGCGCUCUCAUACGGCCGAACCACUUCUUACAGAGGACGGGUCGAAGAUACGUAUAAUCAUAACAAAUCGGGCGCCAUCCACACUCGAAGUAGACAAGGUUCAGGUGUGCCUCGUUGGGCAGGGACAGCAGAACGUCUGGUAUACGUCGGACGCCGAGAUCUUGACAGAGGGUGAGAAUGAAGUGGUCUUGACCAGUUUGAUGCCACUCUCGGGGGUGUUUACCCUCGGGUCAUGCAAGCUUCGGACUGGUCGAUUGAUGUUCGAAUAUGGGAGUAGAGACCAGACAACGAGCCUGGCCAGCAGGAUAAUGCGGGUACCAGCCGAUCCCGAAGCCUUCAAAGCUAACCUCGAUGUACCCCUCGAAGUCUCCCUUGAGACAGAACCUAGGUUGAACUUGACCUUAUAUUCGGGACGCAACCGGAUUCGGGAUGCCGCUAUCAAUCUGACAUCAGAUACGGAAGGAGUCACGUUCUAUUACCCCGGGUCAACAUGCUCUGGAUCACAGACUCUUCAAGCGUCAGCUCAGGGAGUCAUCAUUAGCGGUGUCGAUCCGGCCCACAAGCUGGUGAUAUCCAUACCUUACGUGACGGAAGCGAAAAGCGACGAUGUGGUGAUCCGCCUGAGCGUUGACUACCGGACGACAGAUGAGCCCGAAGUAAAGCGGGUGUAUCGAAUCUCGCAAAACCUCAACCUCGCGCUACCGCUCGCUGUCAAUGUGCAAGACUUUUUCCGACCGGAUUGUCUCAUAUCGAAAUUUACCGUCUCCACAGCGGGUCACGGUCCGAUCCGAACACGCUCGGCCGUCGUGUCCUCCGAUCAAGGCGAUCUUGAUGUCAUCCCGUUCGCUACUGGCGGGCAAGAGAGGGACGUCACAACAGAGUCGCCUGUGCCGUACGUCUUCAAGAUCACCCAACGUUCUCCUCAUACCAAUCUCCAAGGUAGACAACUGCGACUAGUAUUAGCGUACCAGCUUGAAUUUGAUGACGCCGAGACGUGGCGUUCUCUGACAAUACCUGUCGAGGUACCACCAAUGCAGAUCAUCUCGCAAUCCGCCUUGCAAUUCCCCUCGGGGGAUUUCGACUACCGAGUCGGAGAGCCUAUCGACGUUCGGGUUCGGAUAGAAACAUCGACUGCUUGGUCUUCUGAUCCAGAUGAGGAGCCUAUAACCAUGAUGUACGAUGUCAUCGCGGACAAGGAGGCAUGGCUUGUCGCCGGGCCCAAGAGAGGAUCAUAUCGGGCAGAUCCGAAGCAACCCUUCGAGACCAAGAUCAUAUUGAUCCCGCUGAGACAUGGCCUUCUUGCCUAUCCCACUAUCGUGACACAGCCUCUACCUCACGAAAUCGGUUCGAGAGCUCAUCAACAAGGAGUAGCUUCCUUUGAGAAUUACCAACAGGAUGCAGCGGAUGCGAUCCAGGUCUUUCCGGAUACGACGGAGAGGACUGGCGUUGUGCAUGUAUUGAGGGAGUUGGGUCGUGUGAGGGAUAGCUGGGGGAGCGAGAGGGAGGUGGGCGUCAUUGUAGGAUAGGCCAUUUGCAACAAGCGAGAAUCAAGGUUUCCCGGACCUGACCGGGAUCGGGCGUCCGGCAACGACUUCGGCAGUGAUGAGCGCUAGAAGGUCUUGGCGUGUGAAGUGAUGGUUGAGUGAACGUCUCUUGCCGGGAGUAUAAGUACUAGCGACUGUCCUCGAUGCAGCGGGAAC